UUUAAUCAUGGAGAAGAACUGAACUAUGCAAACGUGACUUUUAAGACUAAUGGUGUCUCCACACAGAUCGGCUCAGAAAAAUCGAGCUUCAAAGAAAUAAUUUACGAUGAGGUGAAGACAGAGGAGGAGACGCAGGAAACACACCCGAUCAUAACAGAAAAUGAAAAGAGAGCUCGGUUUCUCCCUCUGCUGUUUUUGGGGAUGAUCUGCUUCAUCCUGCUCCUGGCCAUCAUCGUCCUCAGUGUCUGUAAUCACACACGGCAGAGGAGACAGAUGGGCGUUUUAGCAGAGCAGAGUCUGCAACUGGAGGCGGUGAGAGCAGCUUUACAGAGACGAACAGCAGAUCUGCACCGAGAGAGAAACCGACUCAACUGGACUCUGGACGUCAUCCUCGAUUACGACAACUUCCCUGCUGCUGAACGCUGCCCACAGAAACAGUGUAAGCCUUGCCCGAACGACUGGGCGAUGUUUCAGUCAAACUGUUACCUGUUUACAAAAGACGAGUUCAGCAAGAACUGGAAAACCGGGAGAAGCCAGGAGUUUUGUGUGAAAGAGAAAGCAAAGCUGGCGGUGAUCGACAGCCAGGAGGAGCAGGAAUUUAUAAACAACAAAACAGAAAAAUACAACGACAAUAAUCACGGCUACUGGAUCGGGUUGAAGAAAGACAAGGAGGACGUGUGGACGUGGGCAGACGGCCGGAACCUCUCUGUGACCUUCUGGUCGACGGAAGACGCUGCGAAUCGACUCUCCUGUAGUUUAAUCAACCCGCAUCUCAACCGUUCCUCCAACUGGGCCAAAAGCAGCUGCUACAUGAAGAACCGCUGGAUCUGUGAGACCAGAGUCCUGAUCCGACCCGAUUAGGAUCCACACACUGAACCCAUAUUUAUGACUAUUUAAAACUUAAGCUGUUAAAAUUUUCUGUUUCCAGUUUGUGUUCGUUAUUAUUGUGGAUGUUAUUUAAAAGGAUCUGAUUAAACGCCUCAGACAGGAUCUCUGGAUUUACUUCUGUUAACCAUAAAUCUCAUUUCUGU
Molecule: messenger RNA, 1031 nt
Organism: Poeciliopsis prolifica (blackstripe livebearer)
Lineage: Eukaryota; Metazoa; Chordata; Actinopteri; Cyprinodontiformes; Poeciliidae
Product: natural killer cells antigen CD94-like
Source: RefSeq, a predicted model, not a curated record